This is a messenger RNA of Monomorium pharaonis (pharaoh ant), 4179 nucleotides long. RefSeq names its product transmembrane protease serine 9. Gene Ontology annotation, molecular function: serine-type endopeptidase activity. NCBI's taxonomy places the organism in Eukaryota, Metazoa, Arthropoda, Insecta, Hymenoptera, Formicidae. The coding region runs from base 132 to 2984 and encodes 950 amino acids. Gene Ontology annotation, biological process: proteolysis. The record is from RefSeq and is a predicted model, not a curated record. The transcript has 12 exons.
GGAGAAAUUGGAGAGAGAGACGCACACAGAUUUCGUCGUUAAUCGUCGCAGCAGCUUAUGUCGUUAUAAUAUCUUGACAUCGAAUACUGGAUAUCCUUGUGUGAUUUUCACGCGUAUGUUUCUCUUCAGUGAUGGAUUUGCGUUUUGUUUUGUUUGCGAUCUUUUUGAUUCUCAAUGCAGCUUUUGUUUGUUCCACAGAUGACUCGAAGAACAAGAAACAAAAUUCAAACGAUGUUCGGCUUAGUGCAAGUAUCUUGAAUAAUUCUUUUCUGCAACAAGUGACAACAGAAAAGACAACGAUAAGAAAUAACGUAAACCGAUUUUUUACUCCAUCACAAACUUUUACUGUUAAUACUAAUUUCUUUCCUAGUUAUCUUGAUAAUGAUUUCCUUAAUUCCAUUCAAACCGAUUCAAAAGGUCCUAUUAGUUUGUCAAUACCUAGUAAUACACAAUCUAUUGGUUCUUCAAAACCUGGUACGACUACUUCUAAAGUUUAUUCUGCUGACCAGAUCUUUGAUCCGUAUUACAUCAAAUUCCCGACAAACUCGGCAGUGUCAGAACGUAAAUGCGAUGAAUAUGUAGAAGAAAUUGCGGGAUCGACCUGGAUAACGCCUCUGACUGGUACGUCGUCGGGCGCAAUUAAAGUGAUUAAAAACUGCGACGGUACAGUGAAUCAGUUGGUGGUUGGAGGCACCGAGGCCCGGGUCGGCGAGUUUCCUCACAUGGUAGCUCUAGGCAAACCCACUCCCCAGUUCCAACUGAAUUGCGGCGGCACGCUAAUUUCUCAUACCUGGGUACUUACCGCUGCGCAUUGCACUCAUGGGGGCAGUGGUGGUGCAACUCACGCAAGGAUAGGCUUCCAUAAAUUAACGGAUAAAGAUGGCAUCAUAAUUCCUAUCAAACGCACUCUAAGACACGAGGACUAUAAGCCACCCGCGCUGUAUGCGGACAUAGGUUUGGUUGAGCUCGUGAGCACCGUCAACUUUAGCAGACUUAUUCGACCUGCGUGUCUUUAUCAGAGCUAUGAUACCGUGCCUACACAAGCUUGGAUUAGUGGUUGGGGCGUUGUUGAAUUCAGCGGAGAGGUGAGCAAUGAACUGCUAAAAGCUCAACUAAAUCUGGUAGACAAUUUGAUGUGUACACAACAGCACAACAGUUCCCUAGCAGCUCCAUAUGGUGUUAAACCGACUAUGAUUUGCGCUGGUGGUCAGAAAAACCCCGGAAUAGACGCUUGCCAAGGAGAUUCUGGGGGUCCUCUACAAAUAAUCCAUCCUAGUAGUAAAUGUCUUUUUCAAGUGAUCGGUGUCACUAGCUUCGGUCAAGGUUGCGGAAUGGGAAUUCCUGGCAUUUAUACUAAAGUGUCCCAUUAUCUUCAGUGGAUCGAAGAAAAUGUCUGGCCAGGAGAAGGACCUCCAUCGUCAAAUGUUCGUCGAAUACUGAAUAUCCUUGUGUAUUUUACGUGUUUCUAUUUAAUAAUGAAUUUUUGUUUUGACUUGGUUGCAAUUUUCUUGAUCCUUAAUGUUGCCUCUGUUCAAUCAACAGAUAAUGAUUCUUCAAAGAAAAAGAACUCAAAUAAAGUUCAACAUAGUUCAGAUAUCUUGAACAAUCGUUUCUUGCAAUCGUCAAGCGGCAACGAAAAUGGAAACCUAUUGUUGUUAAACUACUUUGCAUCACAGGCAUCCGAUAUAGUCUUUCCUGAUAAUAACUAUAAUCCCUUUCCUCCGAGUAAUUCAAACCCAUUCUUGUUAGAUGACUUUACAUCACAAGGUUCCGAUAUAGUCUUUCCUGAUUAUGAUUAUAAUCCGUCUUCUAAUAGUAAUAAGAAUCCUUUCGUGAACUGUAUUAAAAUCAAUACAAAAGUUAAUACAAAGUUAGAACUCAAUAAAGAAAUUAAUACUCCUGUUACACAGAGAUCUUAUCUACCACCAUUACCUUAUUGUCAUACAUCUGCAUCUAAUACACCUGUACCAGCAUUUACUAAUCCAGUCCCAUUUCAUAAUAAUUCUACGACAUCUCGUACUACGACCUCUACUUCUCCUAAAACUCAAAUUCCUCCAAUUUUAAGCUUAUCGCCGCAAAAUCUAUCGUUACCUGUGGGAACGGUAUCAGAACGCAAGUGUGAGAAAUAUGUGAACGAAGUUACGGGCACAUCUUCGGAAACGUCUACUACUAGUUCAUCGUCGAACGUGAUCACGAUUAGUGCUUGCGAUAGAUAUAGCUUAGUAACCUUCGGUAUCACAGUGGUCGGUGGCACUGAGGCUUUGGUCGGCGAGUUUCCUCAUAUGGUCGCCCUAGGUAAACGCAAUCCCAACGGAUUCACUCUGAUGUGCGGCGGUACACUGAUUUCGCAUACCUGGGUACUAUCCGCUGCGCAUUGCACUCAUGGACCAAAUGGCGGUCCAAAUGAAGCAAAGAUAGGCUAUCACAAAUUAACAGACAAGACAGGCAUCAAGAUUGCCAUCAAAAAUAUUAUAAGACAUCCGAAUUACAAUCCACCCACGCUAUAUAACGACAUAGCUCUGAUACAGCUCGAGAACGCUGUCAAGUUUAACACAUCCAUACGACCUGCGUGUCUCUUUCAGCAACACAAUACCGUGCCUACACGAGUUUGGAUUAGCGGCUGGGGUGUUACUGAAUUCAGUGGAGAAGUAAGCAAUGGAUUGCAAAAGGCUCAAUUGGAUCUGAUAGACAAUUCGUUAUGUACAGCAAAAUACACUAGUUAUAGAGAAGUUCCGCAGGGUAUCAUGUCGAAUAUGAUUUGUGCUGGCGAUUCUAGUACCUGGUCCAAGGAUACUUGCCAAGGAGAUUCCGGUGGUCCUCUGCAAGUAAUACAUCCUGAUAAUCCUUGCGUCUACCAAGUAAUGGGUAUCACCAGCUUUGGUCAAGGCUGCGCAACUACUGAAGUCCCUGGAGUUUAUACUAGAGUAUCCCAUUACCUUCAAUGGAUUGAAGAGAUUGUCUGGCCAAAAGAACAAGAUUCGUAAUUUAUUCAACUUUUACGAAAAAUUAACAAGAUCUUUCUGAACUUCGACAGAUCUUAGUAGUAAAAAAGCAGAAUGGUUAUCAACUGUCUUACUGUAUAGGUGUCAUUUGUAGAUCGUCAAUCCUUAUCCGCAGAAUGGGUCAACGAUUUCAUCGGAUUUAAGUCCUGGUGACUUAUCAGACCACAUUUAUGAUAUGUCUAUAAUACUUAAGUAAGUCUUUAGGCGUGGGAAAUUGACCUAUUAUACUAAUAUGAGAAGAAUAAUCGAGUAUGAUUACUCAAUUUUAUACGGUAUAAGGCUUAUUACAUUUAUUGUAGACGGAGCUUGCAUGACGAGAGACGCACCUAUAUUUAUUAUCGGAAAAACGCAUAAGAUUAUGUAAAUCUCUUACGUGUUACUUGGUCUUAUUCAUAACAUUGAGGAAGUGCACAAAGAAGCAUUUUACCUAUAAUUGACUUACUCAUCGCUUAGCUUUUACAUCAACUGCAGAACAGUUAUUUUAUACAACUUGUUUGUGAAAGAUUGGAGAUGUAUUUCGUUGCACUGUUGUCUGCGCGGAACUUACUGAAAAUGGAAACCAAUAAAUUUAUUAUACAUUGACUUUGUUAUAAAUUGAUUCGAUUUGGUUUCGAUCACUGGCUUACCUUUCUCUUAUUUUUUCAAUAUCUUUUUAUUUUACAUAUUUUUAUGUAAAGUAAUAACUGUUUUAUCUGUUUUAAUUAUUAGAAUUAUAAAUUAUCCAGUUUGAUCGAUAGACGAUCAGUAUGCUCUUGAUAAUUAUCCUGUAUGAAUAUUGUCUGCAUAUAUUUCUCCUCUUCUUUUUCUUAUUUUAUUAUAUUUUUUUAUGUUACAAGAAAAGAAGAAGCUUUAUAUUUUUAAAACAAAUUUAACUAUUAUAUUAAAUUAAAUUAAAUAAGCAAUUAAUAUUCCAUAAAAAUAUAAGAUUAAAAAUUAAAAUUAAGUCUUUCACUAAUUCUGUUACUAAAUACGUAUUCUAAAAAAAAUGUAUCAUUAAUAUAAUAAUUAACUAUAUCAACUUUAUAAAUAAUAAAGAAGUCGUUAUAUUUAAAUGUGUUGAUUAUAAUUUAUGUAUUUUAAUCAUAUUUUACACACAAUGUAGAAUCGAUGUAAAAACAGCUAGGAAGUCCCCCAAAACCCGAGAGGGAGGAGUAAAUAAACAAACUUACUUUACUAA